This is a messenger RNA of Acanthopagrus latus (yellowfin seabream), 2817 nucleotides long. Its product is annotated as inactive all-trans-retinol 13,14-reductase. The record is from RefSeq and is a predicted model, not a curated record. The transcript has 11 exons. The coding region runs from base 86 to 1927 and encodes 613 amino acids. NCBI's taxonomy places the organism in Eukaryota, Metazoa, Chordata, Actinopteri, Spariformes, Sparidae.
GGGACAGCAGAGGCACUUUCACUGCUGCUGUGAACACAGCUUCACUUCCACAGAGAAACACAGAGUUCAGAAAUCGGUCUGCAUAAUGUGGCUCUUGAUUUUCUUAGUCUGGUUGGCUAUAUGGGUCGGUGGCUCAUACUGGUACCUGUUUGGGAAAAAGAGCCCUUUCUCCCUGGAGUCAGUGAGACCGCCUGGACCUCGAGAGUUUGAUCAGAAGAAGCGCGACAAAGUCAUCAAGCAAGGUUUCAGCCUCGAAAAAGUGCCCGAGAACCUGGAUGUCAUCGUCAUUGGAAGCGGUAUCGGUGGGCUCACCGCUGGAGCCACACUUGCCAAAGCGGGGAAGAAAGUCCUGGUGCUGGAACAACACGACCAGGCCGGAGGCUGCUGCCACACAUACAUAGAGAAAGGCUUUGAGUUUGAUGUUGGGCUUCACUACAUUGGUCAGGUCCAUGAGAACAGUCUGCUGCGUAUCGCCUUCGACCAGAUCUCUGAGGGCCAGCUGGAGUUCCAGGAGCUAAAACAACACUUUGACACCAUCCAGAUCGGCCUGGGCGAUGACAAACGCGACUACACCAUCUUCUCCGGUAAAACUGAGAUGAAAGCGCACCUGCUGAAGCAAUUCCCUGAUGACACGGAGGCCAUCGAGACAUUCUUCAAAAUCAUGAAGGUCUCAGCUAAGAAGACCCACUACCUGGCAACUCUGAAGCUGAUCCCACAGUGGGUGUCUCUGUUCCUGCUGAAGUCGGGCAUCGCAGACCUCGUCUCCCCAGUGUUUCGCCUCACUGGCACAUGUGCAACAGACUUCGUCAACACACUGACCAGCAACAAGGAUCUCCAAGUCAUCUUUUCUUAUCUUUUCUAUGGCGUGCCCCCAAAGGACUCAAGUAUCCUGAUCAAUGCCCUCCUGAUUCAUCACUACAAACGAGGCGCUUACUACCCGAGAGGUGGAGCCAGCGAGAUUGCCUUCCACAUCAUCCGCACCAUUCAGAAAUAUGGAGGAAACUGCCUGGUCAGAGCUCCCGUCUCCCAGAUCAUGGUCAACGAGAAGGGAGCAGCAUACGGUGUGAAAGUGAGGAAAGGUCAGGAGGAACUGGAGGUUCAUGCACCUGUGAUUGUUUCAAACUGUGGCAUCUUCACCACCUUCCAGAAACUGCUUCCCCCUGAGAUCAGAGUCAAGACAGACGUGCAGGAGAGAUUGGACAUGAUGAAACAUGGCAGAGGAUCGUUCUUGGUGUUUUCUGGAUUUGAUGGAACUGAAGAGGAGUUAGGCCUCGAGUCCACCAACUUCUGGCUGUUCAAAAAUAACGAUAUGGACAAGUCGAUGGAGGACUUCUUUGCAUUGAGCAAAGAGGAAGCACCGGAUAAUAUUCCCAUGAUGUUCAUCACAAUGCCAUCAGCCAAAGACCCAGAGGCCAAACUGAGACACCCUGGAAAAUCUUGCAUGACAAUACUGACGAUGGUGAAGUACGAAUGGUUUGAGGAAUGGAAGGACACCUCAGUGCGCAAACGGGGUGAUGAAUACUACAACUACAAAAUGAGAUUUGCUAACAACCUCUUCGACUGGGCCUGCACUUUGUUCCCUAAAAUCAAAGACAAGUUGGUGUUCCAGGAUGUGGCGACCCCUCUGACCAACAUGCACUACCUGGGUGCCCAGCGUGGAGCAAUGUACUCUGCUGAGCACAACCUAGAUCGUUUCCAAGCCGAGGCCGUGGCAAGGAACAGGUGCAACACCCCCAUCAAGAACCUCUACAUCUCAGGUCAGGACGUGUUCAGCUGUGGGAUAGCAGGCGCUCUACACGGCGGACUCCUCUGCGCCUCGACUGUGUUGGACCACAUUGUCUACAUCGACUUGCUCUUACUCAAGAAGAAGCUGAAGAGGAGAAAAGCCAGAGAGUUGGCCCAGCUGGCUCAGAAGAAGCUGCAGUGAGCAUGUUCUCUACUUCCCCUGCAGGACGGUGAUGAAACUGCACACACCGGGUGCCAAGAAGGAACCUUAAAUUGUUGUGGGAAACAUGAACACAACGUCGCUGAGUCUAAGAGCUACUCUAUAUACCAAUCUAAUAAAAUCUUAAGACACUAAAGCCAAUAGUGCACUUUCCUGACAGUUACAAGGAUGUUAUGUCCUGUUUGAAACUGAAAACAUCACUGAUGAUUUGUUUUCAGAGCUGAAGUCAUCACGCUGUCUUCAGGAAAAUCUGUGAAAAAUGUGGAAUAAUCACGUGUUGGUUCCUGGUGAACAUUCAGUCUGGUGAUCUACGCCACCAGACUGGAUUGCAACAAGCAUAGUUCCUGCUGAUCCACUCAUCAAAAUGACAUUUAUGUUGUCACAUUUAUCUUAGAAUUGUAUUACGCUCUCACUUUGUUUGCUGUUGAGGACGUCUAGAACUAUGACCUAACACAGACACACUGUAUGCUAAAGAGUUAGCAUUGCAUGUAGCACUGAAGCCAGUAACCUACCAGAGACUUUGUCAUGAUUUUGGCUAUGAGUCACUGGAAAUUAUACAAGUGAGAGGCCACAGAAUGAGUCUACAACCUAAUUUAAGAGGCCCAAUUGUCUCAUAUACAAUAUUGGGGCUUCUCAGUAUUUCCAGUCUUUUACUGGUCUACCUGAUAAGUAAAGAUUAUCUGACUGUCUUGUUUACUCUACUUUAUUUACUACUCUAUGUAAAGUGUUUUUCUCCAAUUUUGUUGUUAUUGUUUUUUUGUCUUUUAGUGUCACUGCUCAGUUUGUUUUAGCAUGAAACAAAAUGCAUAUAUGUCUUUUUUUUGCUGUACAUGCUCAACAAACUUGAUAAACCAUAAUAAAAUGUGCUAAAA